AUGAAUCGCACUGAGGGGCUGGUACAACGAAGGAAUGUAGUGAAAGAAAAUGAUGGCAACAGGGAAAAUCAUGAUAUUGACGAUAAGAAAAAUGAUAAAAAUUAUGAUGACGGCGAUUCAAAGGAAACUCGAUUAACUCUGAUGGAAGAAGUUUUAUUAUUAGGAUUAAAAGACAAAGAGGGUUACACAUCCUUUUGGAAUGAUUGUAUAUCUAGCGGUCUAAGGGGCUGCAUCUUGAUUGAACUGGGAUUACGAGGUCGUGUCGAAUUAGAAAGAGCUGGUAUGAGAAGGAAAGGCUUGUUAUCCAGAAAAGUUAUAGUUAAAUCAGACUCUCCGACUGGUGAUGUGUUGCUUGAUGAAGCUCUAAAACACAUGAAAGACACUGAUCCACCAGAAACAGUACAAAGCUGGAUAGAAUAUCUCAGCGGUGAAACGUGGAAUCCGAUGAAGCUGAAAUAUCAAUUAAAGAAUGUACGAGAGAGGCUAGCAAAGAAUCUUGUUGAGAAAGGUGUCCUUACCACAGAGAAACAGAACUUCUUACUCUUUGAUAUGACGACCCAUCCAUUGACCGACAAUGUGGUUAAAUGCAGAUUAGUAAAGAAGGUCCAGGAGGCAGCUCUGCGCCGUUCCAUAAUCGACGUGGCUCAUGCUGAUAAGAGGUCACUGGCAUUAUUGAUGUUAGCUCAUUCAGCUGAUGUUCUAGAAAAUGCUUUUGCCCCGCUAUCAGAUGAAGACUACGAACUGGCCACAAGACGAGUCCGAGCACUCCUUGAUCUAGACUUCGAGGCUGAAGCCAUGAGACCUGAAUCCUGUGAAAUCAUGUGGGCCGUGUUUGCCGCCUUCACUAAAUAG
Molecule: messenger RNA, 852 nt
Organism: Danaus chrysippus (African queen)
Lineage: Eukaryota; Metazoa; Arthropoda; Insecta; Lepidoptera; Nymphalidae
Source: the annotation of a GenBank genome assembly